CACCACCCCAACCCAUCUAACAACACAGAAUACACAGCCCAAAACCCCUCCAAAGAAUCAACCCAAAAGCACGAAAGGGGAAAAGAAGAUAGAAAAUGACAUCCACCGAAAAACCCACCCCCUCCGAACAGGCCAAAAACCUCACCCCCGCAGCAAUCCACUCCGCCCACACCCUCAUAAAACCCCACAUCCACAAAACGCCCCUCCUAACCAGCAAAACUCUCAACACGCUCGCCUCGACACCACAACCGGGCGUCGCAGACGCAGCGAGCCCCACGCUGCGCUUCUACUUCAAAUGCGAGAAUUACCAGCGCAUUGGGGCGUUCAAGGCGAGGGGGGCGUUCCAUGCGCUGUUGAGGUUGUUGGAGAGGGUUGGGGAGGAGAAGCUUAGGGCGUGUGGGGUUGUUACGCAUUCUUCUGGCAACCACGCACAAGCCCUCGCCCUCGCAGCAUCAACGCUCAACAUCCCCGCCUACAUCGUGAUGCCACGGAUCAGCACAGUCUCAAAGAUUGAAGGGACGCGCUCGCAAGGCGCCGAGAUCGUAUUCAGCGGCUCGACGGCACCAGAGCGAGAGGCCGUCGUGCGGGAAGUGCAAGCUCGGACCGGGGCGAUUCUCGUCCCGCCUUACGACGACUUCGACGUCAUCUGCGGACAGGGCACGACGGGGUUGGAGCUGGAGGCGCAGUAUAAGGCGCUUGUUGGUGAUGAGGGGAAAGAGCUGGAUGCGGUGAUUACGCCUGUUGGUGGGGGUGGACUGAAUGCGGGGGUUGCGACUUAUUUCUCCGAGAAGCGGACGAGGGUGUUUGGGGCGGAGCCGAGUUUUGAGGGCGCGGAUGAUUGUCGGAGGGGGUUGGCGAGUGAGGGGAGGGAGAGGGUGGAGGUUGUGAAGUCGUUGACGAUUGCGGAUGGGUUGAGGACGCCGGUGGGUGUGUUGAACUGGAAGGUGUUGUCGGAUCCGCGGAAGGUGGCGGGUGUGUAUGCGGUGACGGAGGAGCAGAUCAAGGCGGCGUUGAGGCUCGUUCUGGAGAGGAUGAAGGUCGUUGUGGAGCCGAGUGCGGUGGUUGGACUGGCGGUUUGUCUGUAUAAUGAGGAGUUCCGGGCGAUGGUGGAGCGGGAGGCGGGGAGUGUGGGGUGGGAUGUGGGAGUUGUGUUUAGCGGGGGGAACACGACGGUAGAGGCGAUUGGGAAGCUGUUCUCUUGA
Messenger RNA from Aspergillus campestris IBT 28561, 1202 nucleotides. Its product is annotated as threonine/serine dehydratase. Gene Ontology annotation, biological process: pyruvate biosynthetic process; L-serine metabolic process; D-serine biosynthetic process. The transcript has 2 exons. The record is from RefSeq and is a predicted model, not a curated record. Gene Ontology annotation, molecular function: serine racemase activity; ATP binding; pyridoxal phosphate binding. NCBI's taxonomy places the organism in Eukaryota, Fungi, Ascomycota, Eurotiomycetes, Eurotiales, Aspergillaceae. The coding region runs from base 96 to 1202 and encodes 368 amino acids.